AAAAUAGUUCUACCUCAUCAGCUCAGGAUAAAGUAACUAAACAAAUAUGAGACUAGUAAUCUUGGAAACUUCUGACUCCGUGGGUCUUUGGGCUGCCAAAUAUGUUACCAAAAGGAUAAAUGAUUUCAAACCGGGACCAGAUAGAUAUUUCGUUUUGGGCCUACCCACGGGCAGUACUCCCCUGAGUAUGUACAAACAUUUAAUCGAUUUCUAUCAAAAAGGCCUAGUAUCGUUUGAAUAUGUGAAAACUUUCAAUAUGGAUGAAUAUGUGGGUCUUGCCCGUGAUCACCCGGAAAGUUAUCAUUACUAUAUGUUUGAGAAUUUCUUUAAGCACAUUAAUAUUGAUCCGAAAAAUGUCCAUAUAUUGGAUGGUAAUGCACCCGAUUUAGUAGCGGAAUGUAAUCAAUUUGAGGAGAAAAUCAAAGAAGCUGGUGGUGUAGAACUGUUUAUUGGUGGCAUUGGUCCCGAUGGUCAUAUUGCAUUUAAUGAACCCGGUUCAUCGUUGGUAUCACGUACUCGGGUCAAAACAUUGGCGCAAGAUACACUGGAAGCGAAUGCCAGAUUUUUCGAUAAUGAUAUGAGUAAAGUCCCACGACAGGCUUUGACAGUGGGUGUCGGCACCGUUAUGGAUGCCAAAGAGGUGAUGAUUUUAAUAACUGGCGCCCACAAAGCUUUCGCUUUGUACAAAGCCAUCGAAGAGGGUGUCAAUCAUAUGUGGACUGUCAGUGCUUUCCAACAACAUCCCAACACACUGAUGCUGUGCGAUGAAGAUGCCACAUUGGAGUUGCGUGUUAAGACUGUUAAAUAUUUUAAGUGCCUAAUGGAUGUCCAUAUGAAACUGAUUGAUGGAAUGUAAUAUC
Messenger RNA from Musca vetustissima, 860 nucleotides. RefSeq names its product glucosamine-6-phosphate isomerase (gene Oscillin). NCBI's taxonomy places the organism in Eukaryota, Metazoa, Arthropoda, Insecta, Diptera, Muscidae. Gene Ontology annotation, biological process: N-acetylneuraminate catabolic process; carbohydrate metabolic process; N-acetylglucosamine catabolic process. The coding region runs from base 47 to 856 and encodes 269 amino acids. Gene Ontology annotation, molecular function: glucosamine-6-phosphate deaminase activity; identical protein binding. The record is from RefSeq and is a predicted model, not a curated record. The transcript has 5 exons. Gene Ontology annotation, cellular component: cytoplasm.